Messenger RNA from Cuscuta europaea, 896 nucleotides. Lineage: Eukaryota; Viridiplantae; Streptophyta; Magnoliopsida; Solanales; Convolvulaceae. The record is from the annotation of a GenBank genome assembly.
UCCAAAACGACCUCAAUCGAUCAGCUAAUAAGCUAGGCUGUGAAUUGUAGUAGCAUUUAAGUCUAUUAGUUUUCCCUUGAAUUGAAUUGAAUCGUGUCAAUUCAAUUAUUCAUAUAAUAUUUUGAAGACUAAUUAUUCAGAGAGUUCAAGGCCUAUAUGGCGUCAAACAGAAGUGCUGCUCCAAAUGUACUUUUGAUCGCUAAUGCCAUUCUAUAUCUCAUUGUAAUUGUGAUUUCUUCUUGGGGAGUUAAUCAUGCCAUUGCCAAAUCCUACAAGACAGCAUCAAUAAUGGAAAUGCCAGCAAGAAUAUUCCCAAUCUACUUUCCUUUUGGGAACCUGGCAACAGGGUUUGUGAUAAUUUAUUCGCUCAUUGCGGGCACUGUGGGAUUCAUGACCUCCAUCACUGGCAUUAUUCACAACCUAGGUCAACCAAAGUCGUCCGACCUCCAUUCAGAUGUUGCAUUUUCUCUUAUAUCAUGGCUACUCACACUUCUUGCUAUGGGGCUGGCAUGUAAGGAAAUAAGUUUGGGGUGGACUGAUUCAACUCUGAGGACAUUGGAGAUAAUUUUGAUAAUUUUGAGUGGGACACAGCUAUUUUCCACGGUGCAAUACAUGCAGGAGUUGAAGAGGAUUUGAUAAAGUGAUCGAGAUGGGGAAAUCAAGGCACUAAAAGAUUUUAUUAUUGGUUUAAAUCAUAUUAUAUUCAUAUUUGACUUUAUUAAUUACGUACCAAAAAUGAUUUAUUUAUUUAUUUUUCAUAAUUCUUGUCUGUGUAACUGGUGUGAUCAUUUCAUACUUCGUGUUCUAAAUAAAGUGAAAAUUGAAGAUAUGUUCUAAAUUAAAUACUCGUAGUAUAUUUUAUCAACUUCAGACUUAUAAAAGUAAUUAUUUUGAAC